AGUCAAGUGGUAUUAAAGAAGGAGAACUUUGACGCAGAGCUAAGUUUGUUGGCGGGUUCUUUCUCAAACGAGCCCGCUGAAAAGAACGCCUCACUGCAUAGACUAUUCGAUGAAGGAUUUAGCGCUGACCCGUUUCCACAAAAGAUACUGGAUAUGCGGAAUAAAGGUGAACGACAAUCAAAGGACAUAUCACUCGCCGAAUGCAUCGAGGUUGAAGGCCGAUUGCUUUACCGAGGCAGCAUAUAUGUCCCCGAUUACGACCCUCUCAAGCUCCGAAUCCUCCAACUUUACCAUGACGCUGCUUCUGCUGGACACCCAGGACGCGAAAAAACAUUCGAACUCCCCAAUACCCCUGGGAAACUCGGUGUACUUCGACCUUUACCGAUUCCCGCACAACCAUGGCAGGAGGUAUCAAUGGACUUCGUUACCGGCCUACCGGAGAGUGAAGGGUACGAUGCAAUUAUGGUAGUUGUUGACCGGUUAACGAAGAUGCGACAUCUCCUGCCCUGUAAUACAACUGUCAACUCCGAAGACGUCGCCCAACUAUACCUGCGAAACAUUUGGAAGCUCCACGGGCUACCCACACACGUCACCUCCGACCGCGGUACGCAAUUUACAGCCAAGUUUUGGAAGGCUCUUUGUAAACACCUCGACAUCGAAGCAAGGAUAUCUACCGCCUUCCACCCGGAGACUGACGGCCAAACCGAAAGGCUGAAUGCUGUGAUGGAGCUAUCACGGGGACCGUAG
Molecule: messenger RNA, 747 nt
Organism: Morchella sextelata
Lineage: Eukaryota; Fungi; Ascomycota; Pezizomycetes; Pezizales; Morchellaceae
Exons: 2
Biological process (GO): DNA integration
Molecular function (GO): nucleic acid binding
Source: RefSeq, a predicted model, not a curated record